GAGUGAACUGGAACAGCUUCCUGCGGUGUAGAGCCCCAAGAAGUUUGUGGAAAGCUCCUUGCACACCAAGCCUUCGUUCACGCAGGAGCAUAAGGCAGCUGUCUCUUCUUUACUGCAACAGGUCUCGGUGGGCGUGCCUGCUGCUCCCACCACUGCAAAACCCCCACCUAAGGUUAAAAACAGAUCAAAAGGCUUGACCGACACCAUUUUUGUUUCGAAGACCCAAAUGCUAAAAUGAAAAGUAUGAAGGCUGCUAAGCCAAUUGUACACUCCAGAAUAAAAUACCACUUUCGUAAAACUCAUUCCCAUGUGGCCCAUGGGACACCCAAGGGCAAACUAAGUCAAGAGGUCAAAACGGAAAGUUUGCUCAAAAGACUGGUGUUUGCAAACAGGCCUCCGUUCUCUCCAGUCAGGAGCCUCAUCAAUUCCCCUUCACGUGAAGCUUUUUCAUCUUCAGGAGACCCGAGUCAUCAGGAGAAUCCUUUUCCAGAGUUAUUUUCCCUUUCAGAAGUUUCUACAGAACACAUUGGUACAUCCCCUGAAGGAAAUGCUUUCGAAGCAAAGAUUUCUGUAGGAAGCACAGCUUUGCCUGAAGAAGCUGUCCGUGAAAGCACAACCUACGAGAAUCCUUCCACUGCAGGGUCCACUGGGGCUGCAUUCAACAUAAUGCCAACGGUUAAAGAAGCCAGCGACACCCAGUGGGAAUACCACAACACCGGCACUGACUUCACCCCCAUGCCCCACGGCUUUAAUUAUCCCGUGCGCUCAUCCCCAGGUGAUCAGUUUGAAAUGCAGCUAAACCAGCAGCUACGAUCCCGCAUCCCCAACAACGACAUGCGAAGGCUCAUUGCUCACGUCAUCCGGACUUUGAAAAUGGACUGUUCUGAGAGCCAUGUGCACUUGGCCUGUGCCAAGCUCAUCGCUAGAACAGGCCUCCUGAUGAAGCUUCUCAGUGAGCAGCAAGAAGUGAAAGUAUCCAAGGCAGAAUGGGACACAGAUCAAUGGAAAACCGAGAACUAUAUCAGUGAGAACACAGAACCCCAGAGCGAGCAGAAAGAGCAGGAGUCAAGUGAGCUCACUAAAAAAGUUCCAGGAUAUGGCUAUAACAACAAACUCAUCUUGGCAAUAUCUGUGACUGCAACAGUGACGAUUUUGAUUAUAAUUUUCUGUCUCCUUGAGAUUUAUGUUCACAGGGGAGGAACACAGGGAGAACUGGAAGGAUCCUCGAGGAGGCGCUAUUUCUGCGGAUGGCGACCACUUUGGCUUAGGGAUAUGUACAGACCUCUCAAUGCCACACGCCAGAAAAAUAUGGCAGAGAAGCUACACGACAAGGAGUCUUCUGAUGAGGAGGAGAUUUUCCACAAGAAUGCAGGGUAAAUGGCUGGGGACAAUUUAGAAUCGUAUCUAAAAUGAGGGAUAAUGAAAAGUUUAAUUGCUCCUUUCAAGAGUGAAAGCCUUGGCAUUGUCUUCCUAUCCCACGGAGCUCACGGAAGUUGUGGUGACCACACCGGUGGAGUCAGCUGAAGCACCGGAGGAGGAGGAGGAGGAGGAAGCAUAGUGCCCCAGCCUGCCUCAGGCAGCCUGUCAAUAAAUUCUCUAACACUGGCUUCUCA
Messenger RNA from Lemur catta (Ring-tailed lemur), 1613 nucleotides. Its product is annotated as leucine-rich repeat-containing protein 37A3-like. The coding region runs from base 235 to 1377 and encodes 380 amino acids. The record is from RefSeq and is a predicted model, not a curated record. NCBI's taxonomy places the organism in Eukaryota, Metazoa, Chordata, Mammalia, Primates, Lemuridae. The transcript is spliced from 4 exons.